Podospora bellae-mahoneyi is the source of this 822-nucleotide messenger RNA. RefSeq lists its product as uncharacterized. The transcript is spliced from 2 exons. The coding region runs from base 1 to 822 and encodes 273 amino acids. The record is from RefSeq and is a predicted model, not a curated record. NCBI's taxonomy places the organism in Eukaryota, Fungi, Ascomycota, Sordariomycetes, Sordariales, Podosporaceae.
AUGGACUCUCGACUCGGUAACAUGCUCAAAAUGCCUCCAAUAUGGAAUUGGGAACAGCUUACAGACACAAUAUGGGUUGCUUGGUCAUGGUUUUGGAGUGGUGCUGCCGCACUUUGUUCGGACGUUCUCUAUUCCACAGGGCCUCGGAAUCACACCCCCUGGCUAUGCCCGCUCGAUAUUUGGGUCAAGAUCACGAUGAGUGUCAUUGGACUAGCUCUGACCUCUACGGGUAUCUGGGCAGCCGUCUCCUCGGUGAUAGAGGCCAAAACAGCAAACGAGUUGGCGCAGUGGACUUCGACCAAAGACUUUGUCGAGUUUUGCGAGUCUUGCUCGAAACAAAACACUACUCCUCCACCCGGCUUCUCGCUGCUUAGAUGGCGGUCUUUGUCAGUUAGUCUAUGGGGCUCCAACUGGACGCCAGAAGAAAGUCAACACUACAGCCUUGACAUCACCUCGAUUCUUUGCUUCGUCAUCGGUGCGAUUUUUCUGGUCAUCGUCAUUGGAACCGCUCUCAGAAGAAUCAGCUUUGGGCCAAGCCACCACUCUUCUAAUCUUCCUCUUGCUCGCUCAUCCAAUGAGCUCACUGAAAACAACGAUCGGAUUGUGCAAGAAGUCGGACCCCGUCACCGGAAAUCGACUGGCAGACGUAGACGUGAAGCACGACAAGACCGAAUCUCCCGAUACCGAACAAUCGAAAGCAAUCACACGGUAGAUGACGACACAAGCAGUGAUGAACUAUACACGCAUGGAGAGGACACGACGCGGUCUAGGUUACGGUUGCGAAGGAGGGCGAAGAGGGUGGUAACUGAUGAGAAUGUUUAG